Molecule: messenger RNA, 11409 nt
Organism: Monodelphis domestica (gray short-tailed opossum)
Lineage: Eukaryota; Metazoa; Chordata; Mammalia; Didelphimorphia; Didelphidae
Source: RefSeq, a predicted model, not a curated record
AGUCCCUUAAGAUUGCUUGUUCAUGUUUACAUUUUUAUGUUUCUUAGGUUAUAUUUGAACUUCAAAGUUUCUAUGCAGUUCUAUUUUCAUUAGGAAUUCUUGGAAGUACUCUUAUUUUAUUAAAGGUCUAUUUUUUCCUCAGUAGCAUUGUACUCAAGUUAUUUUUGUUUAUAAACCUAUGUUAUUUGCCUUUUUAGAAUAUUGUUUUCUAAGCUAUCUGCUCCCUUUUUGGUGUUAAAUCAUGUGUGAUUCUGAUUGUGGCUCCUGGAUAUUUUAAUUCUUUCUUUCUAGCUGUCUACAGUAUUUUAGACCUGGGAGCUCUGGAUUUUUACUGUUUCUGGGAAUUUUUACUUUAUUUUAUCUUAUUUUCCAGGAGAUAACCAGGUAUUCUUUCUAUUUCCACUUUGCUCUCUGGUUCCUGAGACAUCUGGGCAGUCUUCUUUUAAGAUUCAACAAUGACAUUCAAGUAGUCCAAUGAUUUAAACAUUUUUUUCUCCUAGAUCUUUUUUUUCCAGGUCAGUUGUUGCUAUGAGAUAACCUUAGAUUUUCUUCCUCUUCUUUUUUUCCCUUUUAACUUUGUUUUAAUAUUUCUUAUUGUCUCAUGGGGUCAUUGACUUCUGUUUGAUCCAUUCUAAUUUUCAAGGACUUUUGUUUUGCACUUCUUGUGCCAACCUGUUUGCAAUUCUUCCAUAGCUCUCAUUUCUUUUCUAUUUUUUUCGUCAAGCUCUCAUUUCAUUGACAAAAACAUUUUUAAAAAAAAUUGUACAUCUUUUUCAGUGAUUCUAGUUGAAUUUGUGGCUGCAUUGUUUUUCUUUAAGUCUUUGCGUAUAGAUUUUUUUGAGUCAUUCUCUUUUGGGUUUGUGUCUAGAGCAUCUCUGUUUUUUUUAAUGGUGGGAUUCUUUUUGGUUUGCUCAUUCUUCCAGUGUAUUUCCUGACUUGUGGACUUGAUAUUAUAAUCUAGACUCUUUGUGUUUUUGGAGGGAAGGUCUGAGCUGAUCCUGUGGCUGAUUUCUUGAGGGUACCAUUAUAAUAAUAUUAGCUAGCACAUAUAUAGCACUAACAAGCUUGCCAAGUGCCUUAUGAAAUACUUCAUUUUAUCCUCACAACAACCAUGGGAGGUAGGUACUUUAUUUGGUUUAUGUGGGACCUUUCAUUUUGUCUUUAUUCUUCCUGGGCUAUGUUCCUAGUACUGGAAUAUAAGAUCAUACUUGGAUCUCCAGGUGUGGACAUUUCAAUAAUUAAUUUUUUUAGUAUGCUUUCAAAUUGUUUUCUUGAAUGGUUGGACCACUUUACAAUUCCAUCAGCAGUGUAUUAAUGUAUGUCUUCAUCUUCUUCAACACUAUUACCUUGUUUUGUCAUUGCAAUUUACUGGGUGUUAGAUAAAAACUUAGAGUUGUUUGGGUUUCUUUUUUUUUAAUAGUGAUUUGGAAGUCACUAAUAUGGUUGUUAAUAUUUUGUCAUUUUUAUUUUGAGAACUUUUCAUUUAUAUUCUUUGACUACUUGUCCAUUUAGCAUGGCUUUUGUUCUUAAUGCAUUUGUGUUACUUUCCUAUAUAUCUUCCAUAUCUGACCUUUAUCAGAGAUAUUUGAAGUAAAGAUUUUUACCCAUUUUUGCUUCAUUUUCUAGUUGUGGUUUUGUCAGUGAAAAAGUUUUUUAAUUGUAUGUAAUUGACAUUGUCUUCCUACUUUUCCUGAUUGCUCUGUCCCCUGUUUAGUUAAGAACUUUCCCUACAACCAUUGCUUUCUUUAAAAAAUUUAUCUAUUGGGGGCAGCUGGGUAGCUCAGUGGAUUGAGAGCCAGUCCUAGAGACGGGAGGUUCUGACACUUCUCAGCUGUGUGACCCUGGGCAAGUCACUUCACCCUCAUUGCCUAGCCCUACCACUCUUCUGCCUUGGGACCAAUACACAGUAUUGAUUCCAAGAUGGAAGGUAAGGGUUUUAAAAAAAAUUAUCUAUUACAUUUUGAGUUCUGAGUUUUCUCUUUCCCUUUAUCAUAAAAUUAGAAUAUUCAUGUAUGUGUGUAUAACCAUACAAUUCAUAUUUCCAUAUAUCAGUUCUUUUUCUGGAAGGGGUAACAUUUUCCUUCAUAAAUCUUUUGUAGUUGAUUUGAAUGGUUGUAUUACUCAGAAGAGCUUAGUCAUUCACAGUUACUCUUCAAAUAAUGUGACUGUUGCUGUAUACAAUGUUCUCUUGGUUCUGCUUAUUUCACUCUCCAUUUCAUAUAAAUCUUUUCAUAUUUUUUCUAAAAUCAACCUGCUUCCCAUUUCUAACAAUGCAAUAACAUUCCAUCAUAAAUAAAAAGAAAUUUUCCUAAAUUAAAAACUUAAUAAUCAACAGAUAGACAUUUAUAUAUUAAAAAACCAAAAAAGGGGAUUGUACAUGGAAUUGAACUUUUGUGGUUUGUUUCCCCAUGCAUUCAUUUUUUACAUUAUUCUUUUUUUAAAAGAUUUUUAAAAUAUUUGUUUUUACAUUGCCUAGAUUUCCCCUUGUAUCAUUCCCUUCCUUCCCCACAGAACCAUUCUUUAUAUAACAAAGAAUUUUUUUUUUUAAGAGAAAGAAGAGGAAAAAAUACAGCAAAACUGGUCAACACUUCGAAAAAAUCUAACAUACGCAAUGAUUCACACCCUUGGACCCCAACCUCUGCAGAGGAGCAGGGGGACGGGGGAGAGGUACAGAAUGAGCACAUGUCGCUGGUGUACACCAGGUGGUGAAUCCACUGUUGACUUCCUAAAGAGCUAUGCUUUUGGGACUCUUCCCUGUGAAAUUCUCACAGCUAAUGAGGACCUCUGUUACUGCUUGGAGUGUGUGGCUGAAUACCACAAAGCAAGAGAUAAACUACCUUCUUUGCAUGAGAUUUUAUGGGAUUUUGAAACCUCUCGUCUCAUAAAUCAUUUUGAAAAAUCCAUGAAAGGAGAAAUUGAAGAAGAUGAUGAACUAUUUAUAGUCGAUGACAAUGGUGAAACACAACUGUUUGGUUUCACUGGCCAAGACUUUGAAAACAAGCUUCGAGUUCCUCUUCUUGAAAUACUGAAAUACCCUUAUCUGCUCUUACAUGAGCAUGUCAAUGAAUUAUGUGUUGAAGCACUUUGUAGGAUGGAGCAAGCUAAUUGCUCCUUUCAGGUAUUUGACAAACAUCCAGGGAUUUAUUUGUUCUUGGUACAUCCCAAUGAAAUGGUUCGACGAUGGGCUAUUCUAACAGCCAGAAACUUGGGGAAGGUAGACAGAGAUGAUUACUAUGAUUUACAGGAAGUAUUGACUUGCUUAUUUAGAGUUAUUGAAUUGGGGCUUUUAGAAAGUCCAGAUAUUUAUACUUCUUCAGAAUUUGAGAAGGGUAAACUUGUCCUUUUGCCAUCUCAUAUGUAUGAUACAAACAACUACAAAAACUACUGGUUAGGAAUCUGUAUGUUGCUAACUAUUCUUGAGGAGCAAGCCAUGGAUUCUUUGUUGCUGGGCUCAGAAAAGCAAAAUGAUUUUAUGCAAUCAAUACUUCAUACUAUGGAGAAACAAUCAGAUGAGGACAGUGUAGAUCCUUUCUGGCCAGCAUUGCACUGCUUCAUGGUGAUUCUGGAUCGUCUGGGCUCAAAAGUCUGGGGUCAACUUAUUGAUCCCAUUGAAGCAUUCCAGACCAUUAUUAAUAAUGUGAGCUACAAUAAGGAAAUUCAAAAUAUACGCAACAGUUCCACAAGGACCAAGUUAGAACCUGAAUCAGAUUUGGAGGAAAUGGUGACUUGCAGCCAGAUUGUGUACAAUUAUAAUCCCGAAAAAACCAAAAAGGAUUCAGGAUGGAGAUCAGCUAUUUGCCCUGAUUACUGCCCUAACAUGUAUGAAGAGAUGGAAACAUUAGCCAGUGUACUUCAGUCUGACAUUGGACAAGACAUGCGUGUUCAUAACAGCACGUUUCUUUGGUUUAUCCCUUUUGUUCAGUCCCUCAUGGACCUCAAGGAUUUGGGUGUAGCUUACAUAGUGGAGGUUAUUCAUCAUCUAUAUUCAGAAGUCAAAGAUGUCCUCAACCAAAAAGUAGCAGUGUGUGACACAGUCACUGAGUUUUUCCUUCUGAUACUAGUGUCAGUAAUUGAACUGCAUAGAAAUAAAAACUGUUUGCAUUUGCUGUGGGUUAGUUCUCAGCAGUGGGUAGAAGCUGUAGUGAAAUGUGCUAAACUUCCUACCACAGCAUUUGCACGGAGUGCAGAAAAGACAGCUGGAAGCUACUCCAAAGGAACAAAUGUAAUAUCUUCUUUGCCUUUGCAUCAAAUUCCAUCUAAUUCUGUACAGCUUGCUUGUGUGCAGCUAAUUCGAAGUCUUCUUAGAGAAGGAUGCCAGCUUGGACAGCAAACUCUUUGUAAACAGUUCUUAGACAAGCUCAACUUGUGUCUGAGGGGAAAUUUGUCCCUUGGUUGGCAUUUAAAUAGUCAGGAGACCCUUGAAUUACAAACAUGUUUGAAACAAAUCAUUAAAAACAAAAAGGUCAAAGGAUUGCCAUGUAGCACUUUUGUGGAUAGGACUGUAGCAUGUAAAACUCCCCCUGCAAUUUAUAUUAAGGAAGAAAAUGAUGUACCUGUGGAGAGAUCAAAAAGGGAUACAAGUUCUCAGGACAGUUCUAGUCCAUCAUUUUCUAAGGAACCUUUGAGAGCUGAUGUCUAUCGAACACAAGAGAGUCCAUCUCUAAGAAGAAGUUAUAGUUGGGAGGAGGAAAAUAGACAAACAUACUUGAAAGAGUCAAAAUUAGAUGACCUUUUUUCAAAUAAAUCAUGCUUAAAGCAAGAAAAAGCCCCUGAUGCUAAAAGUUCUCAUAAUCAUGAAAUUUUGGAUAAUGCAGAAAAAGAGAAAGAUACUUCAGAGAACAACUCUCCAAAUACACACCUGGAUUUGGCUUCAAGAAAUAAUUCAAUGGAAGGGGGAUAUGACAGAACAACAAAUAUUCAGACAUGUUUAACAGUGACUGACUCUAGAUCUGAUUCUCCCCAAAAUGUAUCAAGCUCAAGUGAUGAUUCUCGUUCCAAAAAUGAUUCUGGCUUUAAGAACUCAAAGUUUAGGACUAAAGCACAGAAGGAUGAAUUAUGUGCAAAACUAUUACAGGUAAUGAAGGAACACAAAAAAACGACCAUGGUUUCCAGUGUUAAUAAUUUAGAAUCAAAACAGAGUUCAUCCAUUUUGGGGAGUCAUAAUCCAUGCAAAGAUGUGGAGAUUCAGAAAGGGUUUGCCUUAAUACAAAAUGCACAGUCAGAGCCUUGUACUACUUCAGAGGAUACAAUAAAUGAAGAAGAAUCAAGAAAUGAUAAUUCAUUGCUUAUAAGGAAAAAAUCAGAUGCUAGGCAGCUAGAUCCUUUAACAUUUCAUAAAAACAAUUAUCUAUCACAGGAAAGUGAUAGUGAUGAUGAUGAUGAUGAUGAUGAUACUGAUAAUGAUGAUGAUACUGAUGAUGAUGAUGAUGAUACUGAUGAUGAUAUGGUUUCACUUAAAACAAUUAGAAAUACCUUACUGAAAAAGAAAUGUCAGCUUAUAAAUCAGCCAGACAGGCAUGAAUCAAAGGACAGUAACUAUGAGGAAGAUAAUGGUACUGAUCAUGUUCCAUGUAAUUUGGCAAGAGAGGAAGUGCCUCCUCAGAAUUUUAAAUUUAGCACCUUAACAGAUUCUCAAGUAGAUAAAGACCUGGAUAGAUUGCCUUUCAUUGCCCAUAUUAGUGUUCUUAAUUUCCCUUCAGAUUCAACUCCAGGAAGUUCUUACCAGCUACAGAAAAAAGACAAAGAUGUUUUAAGAUAUUCUCCAGUUAGCCAAAGUAAUGAACCAACCUCUGUUGUAGAAAGCACUAGAAAUCAAGUUAUAAUCAUUUCUGAUUCAGAUGAUGAUGAAAGGUCACCAAAUCUUCAGAAACAAAUGAAAAAAGAUAAAAUAGACAUUAAAAGAGAAUUUCCAGAAGAGUACCCUUCAACUUCAAAUACCAUUUUGGAAAACAAACUAGAAAAAGAAGAAAAAACAAAAUCUCCUUUGCUGGUUGAGGAAUCUGAUUCACAGUUUUUUGAGUUUGAAACUCCACAUGAAGUAUUUUCUGUUUGGCAAGAUUCUGAAACAGAGAGCAAACAUUCUCUUCAGGAAAGUGAACCAGAACAAGACUCCUUUUUGACUUCAACAGGUGAGAGUGGAUUAGAUGAUCAGACAAAUGACUGGGGUUAUGAUACAGAUUAUAUAUCUGAUGAAGUUAUUCAGAAGGUAGCAAAAACUCUUGAAGAACAUUUAGACUCACAGUGUCAUGUUUUUCCUAAUGAGAAAUUUCAAACUGAAUCAAAAACUAAGAAACAACCAUAUAAUGCACCUAUGGCUGAAGAUCUUUCAUCUUGUUUAAGAAAUGCAGAAAAACCUAUUAUUUGUAUUUCUGGGGAUCUUACUGAAGAGCACAUUGAAAAUGUAGAUGAGGAGAAGAAAGAAUCUACAUCUACUCUUUCAGCAUCACCUAAUUUAAAUUUUGAAAUUUCCUCUGAAGAAUCAAGCAAACAGAAUUCUCCUCAAUCUCUUUCCAGUCCAAAACUCACCAAAAAAAUGCCACUUUCUAAAAAUUCAAAAAAAAUCAACAUUAACCCCCCAAGGAGGCAGAACAAAAAAAAUAAUCAAACUAGUCCUAAAAAGAUACUUUGUAGAACAAUGCCUGCUGUGAUUCCUCCAAAGAAAUUUCGCCAGUGUCCUGAACCAACCUCAACUGCUGAAAAACUUGGUCUGAAGAAGGGGCCUCGGAAAGCAUUUGACUUAUCUCAGCGAUCUUUAGAUUUUGUGGUAAAGUUACGUGAUCAUGGAAAAACUGCAGGUGAAGUUGAUACUCAGCAGAAGAAGAAGACGACAAAAUUAAUUACUCCACAGACUCUGGUUGUCAAAAAUAACAAGAAAAUGUUGGCAUGUCAAGAUCUUCAGUUUUUGAGACAGAUAAGACCCAAGUCACACAAAAAUCAACAAGCACUUUCUGCCACUCAUAGUAAAGAGUCUUCUCCAAAGACAGUUACAAAACCAGCCCAGAAUUCUGAAGCUAUUAUUCAAGCAUCUUCUGGACCCAGUGACAAUUUUAAGGAAAAAAAUAAACAGGCCUCAGGCACUGAUACAAAGCAGUCAAGAAAAAGCUCAUUUUCUGGGACAGAAACAGUCAAAGCAAAAAGUCUAACACAGGUUCCUAAUGAUAGUCCUCAUUCUACCAAACCUGGUUGUACAGAAUUAAAUGUAAGAGUGGAAACAACUGAAGCCAGUAUCUCUACUUCAAAGAAUCAUUCAUCCAACUCAUCUUCUGUUGGAGGCGAUUUAACAGGGGUCGUCCAACCAUUACCUUGUUUACAUUCUGAGGGGAUAUCUUUUAGAGAAGAUGAGUCUGAUGUUAACAGUGAUACAGAGGAAAAUAAUUUGUUUUUAACACAACAUGAUCCUGUAGAUAUGGAAUUAAGUUCACAAGUAGAGAGUUUUAAUGACUUUGAAGUUUCUAUUGGAAAAGAUACAGUAGAAAUGGAGGAAGGUCCUAAAAACUUCACUGCAGACAGAGCUUUGAGUAAUAUAAAAUGUAAGCACAAAGAUUGCACUAACACUGUGGAAAAUCAGGGUGAAUAUUGCUCUCUACAUUCUGAAGCUAAAGUAUCUGAUGACCAUGUUUUUGUUAAACCAGCCUUGCCACUUUCACUGUCUAACAAAGCUAUAAAGUCUACUACCAAAAUUUUUAGUUCAAGUAGUAAUUCUCGAAAUGCUCAUCUUUCUAGAGCUAUUGAAAAUAGUUUAAAACUCCUGCCAGCAUCAAAGAAUCAAACAAAUUUGACAGCCACAACAACGCCAAAACUAAUGCAACCAGUCUUUCCAUUAGUUCAAAAACCAAUAUUGAAGGAUGAGGGGAAAAAUUUAUCCAAUAUUCUUCAACCACAGAAUAUGCAGACUUCUCCAAAUUACUUCAAAAGGCCUGCUCCACUGAGCCUCCUUGAGACAAAAAGAACUUUUCAAGCUUCCUCUGCUACAAAUUUUCCUAUACGACAAUCUAUAUUUGACAGUUUUAUUAAGGAGAUCUUAAAAUGGAAAUAUGAAAUGUUUGUGAACUUUGAUCAGUUUGGGCCUCCAGCAAAUCUUUGCCAGGCCAUCUUAAAACCUGUUCCUGUAACAUUUCAAAAUUCUGAAGACUAUUUAAAUGUUUUUUUCCCUUUGCUGAUCCUGAAUACUUUUGAAACAGUGGCUCAAGAAUGGAUUGACAACCCAAAGAAAGGGAACACCUAUGAGCUUCAUUUACGAAGCUUUUCUGCUGGUGACAUAAAUUGUGGGCAGUUUGUGGUUUGCCUUCAGGAGUGUGAUAUGGCUAAACAACUGCAUCCAAAGGAAAAUGAUUUGGUAUUUUUGAUUCCUAAAAAAUUAAAUGGAAAAAAGAAAGUUAUUGAAGAAAGUGAGAUGAAGGAUCAGCAAGUGUAUCAUUGUGGUUAUGUGUCUCAGUUUCGACGCUCUUCAGUCAGGCUCCAUGGUGUAAUGGAAAGAGCACUGGAUUUGGAGUCAGAAGACCUAGGACAUAAUGCACAAUUUGAGGGUUGCCUUUCCAUCCAGACUCAAAGCAAUUUGUCAUUCCACAUAAAUGAAUCAAUAGACUGUAUUGUGAUCAGUUCUUUGGUGACUACACAACGGAAAUUGAAAGCCUUGUCCCUUUUGGGGCGGAAUACAGUGGUUCCACUGGCCAGGGCAAUUCUGAACCCAAGUACUUCAGACUUUUGUCCUCGAGAUUCACUGAACACGGCUCCUGAGAGGAUUCUUACCUACCUGAAAGACUAUAAUGAAGAUCAAAAAAAAGCAAUUGAAGUUGCAUAUGCUAUGGUAAAGCAACCUCCCCUAAUUGCCAAAAUCUGCCUGAUUCAUGGACCUCCUGGAACUGGCAAGUCAAAAACUAUUGUUGGCCUCCUAUACCGAAUUCUGACAGAGAAACCAAAGAGGGGAGAUUCAGAUGAAAACUUGAAUGCCAAAAUCAAACGAAACCGUGUUCUUGUAUGUGCACCCUCUAAUGCAGCUGUUGAUGAACUUAUGAAAAAAAUCAUUCUUGAAUUUAAAGAAAAAUGCCAAGACAAGAAGAAUCCUUUGGGAAAUUGUGGAGAUAUAAAUUUAGUACGGCUGGGCCCAGAAAAAUCUAUUAAUAAUGAAGUCCUAAAAUUCAGUUUGGAUAGUCAAGUUAACCACAGAAUGAAAAAGGACUUGCCCAGUCAUAUUCAGGAGAUGCAUGAGAGAAAGGAACAUUUGGAUGUUAAAUUAGACAAGCUUUCUCGCCAACGAGCUUUGGAUCGAUGUGAAAAAGGGCAGAAGAGAUCAAAUUUAGAUGAAGAAAUUGCACGAAUUUCUAAAGAGAGGCAGCAGCUUGCUUCUAAACUUAAAGAGGUUCGAGGACGCCCACAGGAAACUCAGAGUAGCAUUAUUCUGGAGUCACAUAUCAUCUGCUGUACAUUGAGCACAAGUGGUGGUUUGCUGCUAGAGUCUGCUUUUCGUAGGCAAGGAUGUGUCCCCUUCAGUUGUGUCAUUGUUGAUGAGGCUGGGCAAUCUUGUGAGAUUGAGACUCUUACUCCAUUUAUCCAUCGUUGCAACAAACUUAUUCUGGUUGGAGAUCCUAAACAGCUCCCUCCCACUGUCAUUUCUGUGAAAGCACAGGAAUAUGGCUAUGACCAGUCAAUGAUGGCUCGAUUAUACAAACACCUAGAAGAACAGGUGAAACAGAAUGUGAUCAGUAGAUCACCUGUUUUGCAGCUGACAGUUCAAUACAGGAUGCAUCCUGAUAUAUGUCUCUUCCCAUCUAGUUAUAUUUAUAACAGAACUUUGAAAACAAACAGGUUGACUGAAGAGAGUCGAUGUACAUCAGACUGGCCAUUUCAGCCUUACCUUGUGUUUGAUGUGGGAGAUGGUUCAGAAAGACGGGAAAAUGAUUCAUAUGUUAAUGUCCAAGAAAUAAAACUAGUAAUGGAAUUAAUUAAACUGAUCAAAGACAGAAGAAAGGAUAUUACUAUGCGUAACAUUGGCAUAAUCACACAUUACAAAGCACAAAAGAUGAUGAUUCAACAGGAAUUGGACAAAGAAUUUGAAAGAAACAGACCAGGGGAAGUCGACACUGUGGAUGCAUUCCAGGGUCGCCAAAAGGAUUGCGUUAUUGUUACAUGUGUCAGAGCAAAUGCUUCACAAGGCUCAAUUGGGUUUCUGGCAAGUUUGCAAAGAUUGAAUGUAACCAUUACUCGAGCCAAGUAUAGUCUGUUUAUCCUUGGACACUUGAGGACUUUAAUGGAAAACCAACAUUGGAAUCACCUGAUUCAAGAUGCUCAGAAGCGAGGUGCCAUUAUUAGGACUUUUGACAAGAAUUAUAAGUAUGAUGCAAUGAAAAUUUUGAAACUCAAAUCCAUGCCACAGCGAAGCCUAUCACAUCCUUCCAUGGUAGUGCCAGAAAUUACUAGAUCCCAGAAUAGCUUGCCCAGCAUUAAGCCAAAAGAAGUGAUGAACAAACUGGACAGUGUUAUUUCUAAGACCGCCGCUGUUGCUUCUCCACGGCGUAGCAGCACUUCCUUGUUACAUGCUGACAUUCAGCCCUUUGACUGCAGAGAAGCUACAGUUGUUACAAAAGCUACUGAGGUGCCUAUUGUCCGGGACCCAAGACUAGCCAAAAGAAAUGACCGUGAUGCUGCAGAGAAAUUUCUGGGAGAGACACAACCAUUCAGUAUCCAGCAUCCAAGAGUAUCAGCACCCAUAUGUGAACCUGGCCUUCCUUUAACUCACCAGGACCCCAGCAGUAUCUUACAGCACCUUUUUUCAAAAGUAGCAGCCUCCAACAAUUGCAAUCUGACUGUACAACUUGAAGCUCCCUCUGCAAGUACCUCUGUGCCCACAAACAAAAGAAAAACCAGUGAAGAGGAAGGAUCUGGCUAUGGAAGAGAAGUAACGUCUUCUAGAGAAGGACAAGAAAAGUCUGGGUAUAGGAAGGACUAUCACCCAGAUAGGGACUAUUGCUUGGACAGGAGGAGAAAAGAAAACCAAGACAGUCAUUCAAAAAGAAGAAAACUUUCAUAGCUAAGGUCUUUGAGUCUCAAUGACAGGCAAUAUUUACCAAAAGGAAUAUUUAUUAUAAGAAAUGCAGCUUUGGGUGCUCAGUUAAUAAGAAUAAAGAUGUUAAAUUUAUUUUUAAAAUUGGGGCCAUUCACUUCCCCUAGAACAUGGAAAAUUGUAUACUCAUCUAAACUUAUUUUCUAUUGGUAAUCUUUACAAAUAAGUAUGUUUUUCUGUCUCAGAUUUCAGAGGACUUUUGUGCAUCAAUGAUUAGUGUCCUUAGAGCCAGAUAAAUGAAAUGUUGUUCUAUUGUUCUUUUUUAGAAAAGGAAACCAGACUUGGAUGAAUGUUGUAAAUGUAGAGAUGUACAUUUGUAUAGCAAACAACAAAACCUUUUUAAGAUUUAA